Molecule: messenger RNA, 1290 nt
Organism: Puma concolor (puma)
Lineage: Eukaryota; Metazoa; Chordata; Mammalia; Carnivora; Felidae
Source: RefSeq, a predicted model, not a curated record
AUGGCAGAAGCAGUGUUGAUUGAUUUCUUUGGUUUGAAAUUUAACUCUCAGAAAAACAGUCACCAGGUAUUACUGAAGACACUGAAUGCUGUCCGAUACCAUCAUGCUGCCAAGGCCAAGUUUCUUUGCAUAAUGUGUUGUAAUAGCAUCAGCUGUGAAAGGGAUGGGGAACAUAACUUUGAAUUGGAAGCAAGCAAUGGAUUAUCAGCUCUCUUGAGAGAGUUUGAGACUGUUAGCCAUCCUAGUAUGGCUGCCUCUUUGUAUACCAUUAAACAAAAAAUUGAUGAAAAAAACUUGAGCAGCAUUAAGGUAAUUGUACCCAAGCACCGGAAGACAUUGCUGAAAGCUUUUAUUGAUCAACUCUUCACCAACGUUUACAAUUUUGAGUUUGAAGAUUUACAGGUGACUUUGAGGGGAGGUCUUGUGAAACAGUCCACUGAAAUAAACAUGAUCACAGAUCAAGAACAAGAAGCAAUCCAGAAUGAAAUAAAAACAUAUUUGAGAAGUCUGCCAGCUCUGAAAGGAGAAUUAACCAUUAUCACAUCUCCAUUAAUCUCAGAUAUAUUCUUGCAUGGAUUUACUACAAGGACAGGUGGAAUAUCUUACAUACCAACUCUUAGCUCAUUCAAUCUCUUCAGUAGUUCCAAACGGAGGGAUCCCAAGGUUGUUGUCCAAGAAAAUCUGCGUAGGUUGGGGAAUGCUGCAGGAUUUGAUGUGGAGAAAUUUUACCAAAUAAAGACUGAUCAUGCCAAUGACGUCUGGAUUAUGGGAAGGAAGGAGCCUGAAUCUUACGAUGGAAUCACCACAAAUCAGAGGGGAGUCACAAUAGCAGCUCUUGGUGCUGACUGUAUACCAAUAGUUUUUGCUGAUCCUGUCAAAAAAGCAUGUGGGGUUGCUCACUCUGGUUGGAGAGGUACUUUGUUAGGUGUUGCUAUGGCUACAGUGCAUGCUCUGAUCACAGAAUACAGCUGUAGUUUGGAAGACAUUAUUGUUGUACUGGGACCUUCAGUAGGACCUUGCUGUUUUACUCUGCCAAGGGAAUCAGCAAAGGGAUUUCAUAAUCUUGAUCCUGAAUGUGUACGGUUAUUUGAUUCACCAAAUCCCUAUGUUGACAUUCGUAAAGCCACUAGGAUUCUUCUAGAACGGGGAGGAGUUCUACCACAGAAUAUUCAGGACCUGAACCAAGAUCUCAACAUCUGUACAUCCUGCCAUCCUGACAAGUUUUUUUCCCACGUCCGAGAUGGCCUUAAUUUUGGUACACAGAUUGGCUUCAUAUCAAUUAGAGAAUGA